Grosmannia clavigera kw1407 is the source of this 615-nucleotide messenger RNA. RefSeq names its product vacuolar protein sorting. Gene Ontology annotation, cellular component: endosome; retromer complex. Bases 1 to 615 code for a protein of 204 amino acids. The transcript has 3 exons. The record is from RefSeq and is a predicted model, not a curated record. NCBI's taxonomy places the organism in Eukaryota, Fungi, Ascomycota, Sordariomycetes, Ophiostomatales, Ophiostomataceae. Gene Ontology annotation, biological process: intracellular protein transport; retrograde transport, endosome to Golgi.
AUGGCUUUUCUCAUCCUCGUCAUCGGCGACCUGCAUAUUCCAGACCGUGCUCUGGAUAUUCCGCCCAAGUUCAAGAAGCUGCUGGCUCCCGGCAAGAUCGGCCAGACGCUCUGUCUGGGUAACCUGACGGACAAGCGCACGUACGAGUACCUGCGCGCGAUCACGCCUGAUCUCAAGAUCGUCAAGGGCCGCUUCGACGUCGAGGCCACGGCCCUGCCGCUAGCCCAAGUCGUCACCCAUGGUGCCAUGCGGAUCGGCUUUCUCGAGGGCUACACGCUCGUCAGCAACGAGCCGGAUCUGCUGCUGGCUGAAGCUAACCGGCUCGACGUCGACGUCCUCUGCUGGGGCGGCACCCACAAGUUUGAGUGCUUCGAGUACAUGGACAAGUUCUUCAUCAAUCCCGGCAGCGCCACCGGCGCCUCCUUCUUUGGCUGGGGUGGCGACAGCACCAAGGAAGAGGACGAGAUCGUGCCCAGUUUCUGCCUCAUGGAUGUCCAAGGAAUCUCCCUCACGCUGUACGUCUACCAGCUCCGCAAGGACGCUGCCGGCGUCGAAAACGUCGCUGUCGAAAAGGUGACGUACACAAAGCCGGUCGAGCCUAUCGGUCCGGCCUAG